GUGGAAAGCGCCGAAAUUUUGAAACGUAAUAAAUAUAAGAGCCUCGGUAAAGAGUACCAUUCUGUACCAUUUGGCGUUGAAGCUCUAGGUCCAUGGGGUCCCAGUGCGUACAAGUUUGGAGAAAUCGCAAAACGUCUGGUUGACGUCUGGUGAUCGAAGAGCUAGCGGCUUCCUCGCACAACGUAUCUGUAUUGCGAUGCAACGAGGAAAUGCCGCCAGCAACCUUGGUACAAUGCUUCAAGGGCCUAUUUUAGAUAUAAGCGAAUCAUCUGUAUAUAUCCAUUAUGUAUAUUGUUAUUGUAAAUAAAGAAUAUUUUCCUUUACAAUAUUAUAUUUUUUAAGAAAUUAAAAUGUAAAAAGCGCUUAUCAUUAUAAAAAAUAAUAUUUAUUAAUAUUUUACACGCCUUAUAAAUCCAUUUUUGCGAAAAAAAAAGUAUGGAACCACCGGUACAGCAUUUCUAGAGCUAGGCCAAACUAUGUUGGCAGCGAUUUUGAUAGGCCAGAUGGUGUAAAUGUUAUUUAAACUUCAUAAUCUCAUAGAAGUUUUAUAUUUAAAAUAACACUUGCACCGUCUGGACUAUCAAAAUCAUUGCCAACUUAGCUUGGUCUAGCUGCAAUCACUCUUGGCCGCCAUUUAGUAGGUACCUUUAUGAAUAGGUACUUACUUUUUUGCAAACUCGUUAAUUCUCAUUACACUCAUCAAAUAUGCGAUAUAUAACCCUAUUACGCAUUGCUCCAAUUUUUAAAUGUUUUGAUUACGUUUAUAUAGACAAUCUUACAGUAGCUUCCACCCAGUCCACUACGCAACAGUACCAAAAUCAAAAAUUAUUUAAAAUAAAAUUGUAAUUCAAAGAUUCUGGUUACUGGAUCAAACAGAGAGCUUGAUAAAAUAUAGUUCGGAUUUUGUUACAACGUGAUAAGUACUAUUCUGCCUUGGAGCGGCGGACGCGAAAAAAAAAAGAAGACAAUCGUUCGGAAUAAUUUGAGCCAAGUGUAUAAAAUGGCCGCUCGCCGCUGACACGGCGCAGUGGCUAGCGCGUUCCCGCCAAAACAACUGUCAAACCGGUGUGGUCACUCUAAAAAUUUUCUAUAAAAGAAAAAAAUGAGUGCCCUACUCCUAAUCGCCGUCGCUGUUCUCAUUUUAUACAAAGUUUAUUCCCGUAAAACAGUCAGUAUUAAACGGGAAAACAAAUAUGGGGAAGCUAAAGAGGUGGUUUUGAGCGAAGCACCGGGACCGGUACCUUUCCCGGUCGUUGGUAGUUUACAUCUUUUGGGGAAACACGAAUCUCCUUUCCAAGCGUUCACGGAGCUAGCCAAAGAGUACGGGGAUAUUUUUAGCAUACAAUUGGGCGGGUCAAAGUGUUUAGUAGUUAAUAAUCUGGAGCUGAUCAGGGAAGUUUUGAACCAGAACGGGAAGUUCUUCGGCGGUCGACCGGACUUCGAGAGGUUUCAUCGGCUGUUCGCUGGCGAUAGAAACAACUCCCUGGCGCUCUGCGACUGGUCGAACCUGCAACUGCGUAGACGCAACCUGGCGCGCCGGCACUGCGGGCCCAAGCAGCACACAGACAACUUCGCCCGCAUCGGCAGCGUUGCCACCUUCGAGGCCAUCGAGCUCGUCCAGACCCUGAAACAUGUCACCAGGACCACCGAAUCUGCCAUCAACCUCAAGCCCCUUCUCAUGUCCACAGCCAUGAACAUGUUCAGCCACUACAUGUGCAAUGUCAGAUUUGAUGAAGAUGAUGUUGAAUUCCGCAAAAUCGUUGACCAUUUCGAUGAGAUCUUCUGGGAAAUCAAUCAAGGAUACGCUGUUGAUUUCCUCCCUUGGCUUUCACCGUUUUACAAGAAACAUAUGGAUAAGUUAUCCAACUGGUCCAAGGAGAUCCGCAGCUUUAUUCUAUCCAGAAUUGUGGAGCAGAGAGAAAUGAAUUUGGAAACUGAUGGGCCGGAAAAGGAUUUCCUUGACGGGCUCCUAAGGGUUUUACAUGAUGAUCCGACCGUUGACCGAGAUACGAUUAUUUUCAUGCUUGAAGACUUCUUGGGCGGUCAUUCGUCUGUUGGAAACCUAGUUAUGCUUUGCUUAGCUGCUGUGGCGCGCGAUCCUGAAGUAGGGAAGAAGAUUCGUUCAGAAAUCGAAGGUCUGACCAAAGGAAAACGCGCUAUCAGCCUAGUCGAUAGAAGCAACCUGCCGUAUACUGAAGCGACUAUCUUGGAAGUUUUGAGAUACGCGUCUUCUCCGAUAGUUCCUCAUGUAGCUACAGAGAACGCUGAAGUAGCUGGAUUUGGAGUUGAGAAAGGAACCACGAUCUUUAUAAACAACUACGAGUUGAACAAAUCGGAGAAAUACUGGAAUGAGCCGGAAAAAUUCGAUCCCUCUCGAUUCCUAGAGCGCAGUAAAGUGCGCGUCAGGAGGAACUCCCAAUGUGAUUCAGGUAUGGAAUCUGACAGCGAACGAACAGGGCCCUUAGAUAAAACUACAGAGAUGGAGAAAGAAGUAGUAUCAGUUAAAAAGAACAUCCCCCACUUCUUGCCGUUCAGCAUCGGUAAAAGAACAUGCAUAGGACAGACGCUAGUGACGACAAUGAGCUUCGUCAUGUUUGCCAACAUCAUGCAAGAGUUUGACAUCGGUGCUGAGCAUCUAGAGGAUUUAAGACAGAAACCGGCGUGCGUAGCUCUUCCUAAAGACACAUUUAAUCUGUACGUAGUACCCAGAAAGCACUGAAUAAUUUAUUAUUGUAGAUAAUCAAUCUCCUCAGCCAAUAUUAAGGUUUUUUAUAAAUUAAAUUACAGAAGCAGAUUAGAGUUCAUUAGAGUAGAUAUUUACUUAGUACAUGAAUAGUUACUGUAGUUUUUUUUUAUAGAGAAGUAUCUCAAAUAGUCACCAUAAAGGAUUGUGUUAGUGCUGGUUGUAAAAUUUUGGGGAAGUUUUUACUUCUCUUUAGAUCUUUUAGUAUUGCCAGUUUCAAGUAAAGCAAAAACUUACGACACUUUAUUUUAUUUUAAAUCUUUAUAUUAAUAUUGAAAGUGGCAAUACUGUAGUUUUUUAGAUAAAUUGUAACCAAAUAUGGCUGUGGAGAAUCGCUCAAAACAUUAUUUAUUUCUCGAAAUAAUAUUUUAGGUUACAUUUGGCUUUUCUGUCAUAAACUGUAUCUACUCGUCCCAAAUUUAGAAAAUGUGUGAAUGAAUGAGUGCGCUAGGAUUUUUAAAGUAGUUAGCUUACUGGUCUAGAUCUAGUAUUUCUAGUAAGCACUAGGUCUUCACCAAGCUUAGUUCUUGAAAUAUUAACCCGACGACUUUCUUCUGUUUCGUGGAUUUGAUACUGUUUGUUAUUUUAGCAUUUUUUUUUGUAGUUUUGUAGCGCGGCAAUAUAUUUUUUAUUGAAAUUUAGACGCAUUUAUUAUUUAGAAGUAGUUUUAGGUAGUUUACCUAUAUCAGUCAUUGAGCGUUCUGUGAAUUUCUCUUGUAGUAGAUUUUAGGACCGAUUAAACUUAGUGUAGUGAUCAGGCCUUAGUACACAAAAAAUGGAACCCUGAGCCACUGUAGACACAUGACUCACUGUUUAACAGUUAAAAUAAUUACAAAAUAUAAUUUUAAAAAAUAGCAUAUUAGCUGACAUAGUGCCUCAGGAUUCCAAUAGACCGUAUAUGGAGCAUUCCACUAAAAUGUCGCUUAAAUAACACUUUUCCUUAAGGCCCGUCCAGACGGGAAAAAUUUGGCACAGUCUGAUUAAAUUGUCUAAUCAAAUCAGGUCGUGUGGACGCAAAAAUAUAUUGACGCAAAUUUCAUCAUCCUAUUGGUCAAUUUGAUCCUCCUAUCUGGACGGGUAUACUUUGACAACUCCUAACCCUUUGACUGCCAACACAUACACGCAUGGUUACAAUGUAAUCUAGACCUAAUUGCAUUCUCAUAAGGUUUACGAUGAUGCGUUAUAUGUGACACUCCAUAUCAAAAGGGACCUUAUGACGGUCGCCGCUUAUGUCGCGUAGUAUUGGCGCGCCGCUAAUAAUGGCGUAAACGACGACCGCCAUAAGGUCCCAUUUGAUUUUGAUUGUCUCAUAUACAGGGUGACCUUAUCCAUUGGACAAACCCUGAAAUCCCACGUAGGUUUACUACUCAGGAAUGCUCUGACGUUAAUAUUUUUUUAAUUAGAACAAAAGAUAAAAAAUUACAUUUUUCGAACAAAAGUUAUUUGCAAUAAUCGACAACAAAAAGAAACACUGUGUUAAUUUUUGGCAGUGUUUUAGACAAUUUUUUCGAAAUAUUUGAUAAUGAUGACAUUUUUCAAAAGUCAGAAGCUUAUUAGUGUCAUAAAUAAAAAUGAUAAUCAAAAAGGUCGAAGAAGUUUCCAUACUAUUCUUUGAGGAUAUUACCUUAGGAGCUACUAACACAUACAGGCUGCUCCAAAGUAAAAAAUGGUAAUUUGUUAAUUUCUUCGAAACCGCUACACCGGUUGUUAUGAUACUUUGUACAUUGGUUCUAAAUACCCUAAUGCAUAUGUACAUUUCGGCUUUGUCCAAUGCCUAGGGACACACUGUAUAUUGGCGUUCAAAGGUUAUGUAUGUAGUGGUAGACGAGACAGUCCUUUUUUAAGGUAAUUCCUUAAAUAUCAUAAGUUCAUAACCACCUUCUUAGCAUUUAAUCAUUGGAAGGAUACUAUGUAAUGCUCUAUACUUAGUAAUGUAUCCGAGUAGACUUUGAUCCCAACUGUAGUGUUUUUUAUACUUUUUGUACGUAGUUUUAUGUAGUUAACAGCAACAUAUUAGUUUUCUGUUUGUAUUAGUCAGAAAUGCUGUAUUACGAGUAGAUGUUUUGUAGUUUGAUCCUCCAAGAAAAAUUGUUUAGUGAAGAAUAUUUAAAUUUUAUUUUUUUAUUAAAAAAAUCUUCAGAUAGUUACGUAAGGUGCAUUGGGAUAAUUUAGACAGCGGGGUAUUUUCGAAAAUCGCUAAUAUCUACUAAACUAAAUAACUAAAUAGAUGUUAUUUUAUUAGUUGCUGUUUUCUGAAAUAUUUUUCUCGCUGCACCCACGUUCGCGAAUUUCUGUUUUGCCCUAUGGUUGACUGGUAGAAAAUGCCUUAAGAUAUUAAGUCCACCAUUUGUACAGUCAGAUCAGGAUAAGUAAACAGCGAUUUUGACAGCCCAGAUAGUGCAAGUGUUAUUUUAAAUGUCUAACUUCUAUGAAAUAAUGACAUUUACUUAACACUUGCACAGGCUGGGCUAUCAAAAUCGUUGCCAACUUAGCUUGGUCUGAAUCUACUUAAUUUUACUGAGCAAUAAAGUUUAAAAUAAAUAAAUAAAGAAGCACUUUAUAAUUGACUGCUACUGCGACGGUUAUAAAGGCAUCAUGCCUACUGAUACAACAGAAAAAAAUGCUUCUUGUUUAACGUCAAAAUUAAGCCGCGUUCGAUCUUAACCCAAAGCACCCUAACUGUAAUCCCAUUAACACAUUAGUUGUAAAAGUAGCGCAGAAUAUGAACUCAAUAGAAAACUUUGUAUUCUUUUACACAUAUGUAAUUAUUUACCUAUACAAAUAAAAACUAUAGUAUGACAAAUUAGCAGUAUGAGUUGCCUUUGUAAAACGAAUCUUAGUGCUUUGUAGUAUGGUCCAAAUUCACUUCAAUACGAACGAUUAGUGUAUGAUAGAAAAAUUGUGAUUUUGUAGAGUUUAUGGUAGAAUUUGAAAUUAUAGUACUUGCAAAUUUA
Cydia pomonella (codling moth) is the source of this 5697-nucleotide messenger RNA. RefSeq names its product cytochrome P450 307a1-like (gene Cyp307a1). The record is from RefSeq and is a predicted model, not a curated record. The coding region runs from base 1103 to 2719 and encodes 538 amino acids. Lineage: Eukaryota; Metazoa; Arthropoda; Insecta; Lepidoptera; Tortricidae. The transcript is spliced from 2 exons. Gene Ontology annotation, molecular function: iron ion binding; oxidoreductase activity, acting on paired donors, with incorporation or reduction of molecular oxygen; monooxygenase activity.